AUGGCCACUAAAGCUUUCCAAUUCUUUAACUUCCAGCUGAGCUACACGGAUGGAGAACUCAGUCACGUAAGAGAAAAACGAGAUGCCAGCGUAGUGCCACUGGAAUACAUUGUGGUGGUGGAGAUAAACAUAUCACAGGUGAUUCUGAUAGAACAAAUCAAAUCCUCUCUGGACUUAAUCAGUCUUCCAUUACAACUCGACAACACCACAGAAGUCAGUGCUUUGAACAUUACAACAGUCUGCAUUAAUGAUACUGGAUACAACUGCAGAUGUGAGGAUCAGUAUUUCUGGCCAUGUGACAAAUGUGUACAAUAUGGACAUUGUGAUGACAUCAUCAAUACCACAUGUGGAUGCCUGAAUGACAUGCCCAAUGAUGGACAGUACUGCCAACCCAUCACAGAGCUGACGAAUGUCACUUGUCCAACUCCGGCAGCACCUCCACCUCCCACUGAAUAUAUGGCCGAGAUUGAGAUUGACACAAUGGAUGCAGCAGUGCUUAAUCAGCUGAAAACCCUUCUGAAGAACCUCAGUUUACCCUUCGGAAUAAGUGACAAUCAGAUCACUGAAGUCAACAUCACUACAGCUGGCAAUGAGUUAUAA
Messenger RNA from Pygocentrus nattereri (red-bellied piranha), 600 nucleotides. Its product is annotated as adhesion G protein-coupled receptor F5-like. The transcript is spliced from 7 exons. Bases 1 to 600 code for a protein of 199 amino acids. Lineage: Eukaryota; Metazoa; Chordata; Actinopteri; Characiformes; Serrasalmidae. The record is from RefSeq and is a predicted model, not a curated record.